AUGGAGCCGCUCGCCAUCAUUGGCAUGGCAUGCCAAUUCCCCCAGGAAGGGGACAACAAUGAGAACUUCUGGAAGAUGCUCAUGACCGGGAAAUCCGCCAUGACACGAGUUCCCAAGAACAGGUUCAAUAUGGACGGCCAUUUCCAUCCAGAUGUUGAGCACGGCGGAACAUUUCAUGUGAAGGGAGCGCAUUUCAUGGCUGCUGAUCCAGCUGAAUUUGAUAACCAGUUCUUCUCAAUACCCAAGUCUGAGGUCUUGUCCCUCGACCCGCAGCAAAGACUGCUGAUGGAGAAUGUCUAUCAUGCUCUAGAGAAUGCUGGCAUUCCAAUGGACAGAGCAGUAGGAUCAAACACAUCAGUAUUCAGCAGCGGCUUCAACCAUGACUACCUUCAGCUGCUCAAUAGCGACCCAGAGAUCAAGCUCAAGUACAAGCCGAUGGGAACAAGCAACUCCAUUCUUUCCGGCCGCAUCAGCUGGUUCUUUGAUUUCAAAGGCCCGAGCCUCACGGUGGACACUGCCUGCUCCAGCAGCAUGGUAGCGUUCCACCUGGGAGCCCAGAGCUUACGGGAUCACGAGUCUGACAUGACGGUUAUUUGCGGUGUCAACGUAUUCACAUACCCCACAGACUGGUUCGGCAUGGACCACCACGGUUUCUUUGCAGGAGAUGGAAAGUCUUACAGCUUUGACCAUCGCGCCAGUGGAUACUCCCGUGGAGAAGGCGUUGCCACAGUCCUUGUCAAGCGACUGUCUACCGCGCUUCGAGAUGGCGACACUAUCCGGGCUGUCGUGCGUGCAACCGGCCUCAACCAGGACGGAAGAACACCUGGUAUUACACUGCCUAGUGCAGCCGCCCAGGAGCAGAUGAUCCGCGAGGUGUACAUGCGCGGAGGUUUAGACUUGGCGCAAACGGCUUAUAUCGAAGCUCAUGCUACGGGGACUGCUGCCGGAGAUCCGAUUGAGGCGCGAGCAAUCGCUAACUCCUUCAAUACUGUCGACCGAGAGGCACCAUUGAUUGUGGGAGCUGUUAAGUCGGCUAUUGGGCAUACAGAAGGCGCGUCGGGCCUCGCCGGUAUCAUCAAGUCUGUGAUGGUGCUGGAGUCUGCUAUGAUUCCACCCAACACCAACUUUGAGAAGGUGAAUCCAAAAAUUCCCAUUGACAAAUGGCAGCUCCAUCUGCCCUUGCAGCCGACACCGUGGCCCUCGCCCGGCCUUCGACAAGUUUCCAUCAACUCUUUCGGCUUUUCCGGUACCAAUGGCCAUGUGGUGUUGCAAGACGCCCGACACUACCUCGAAGAGCACAAGUUGGUUGGAUUCCACAGAACAGCGCCCUACCCAGCUCAUGCCAACAGGAGCACCACCAAUGGCAUCAACCAGGCCAAUGGCCAGAGUGCCAAUGGUAAUGGAGCAGUCAAUGGUGCGGCGAAGGGGGAUACUAGUGAUGAUCGAGUAUCCACGGCAGGCCGCACUCCCCUCCUCUUUCCAAUUACCUCCUUUGAUGAGCAGGGGGUUCAGAGAAACGCCCGCUCGCUCGCCACGUAUCUGAAUGAUCAACUGCUCUCUGACGCUUCGAGCAGGACAAAGAGUUACCUGCAAGAUUUAGCAUACACGCUAACGGCAAAGCGAACUGCUUUCCAAUGGCGGUCGUUUUGUCUUGCCAGCAGUGUAGCUGAUCUUGCAGAGACGUUAGCGGCAGACUCAUCCCUUGCGAAACCAGUGAGGACAAGAGCUGCUCCCAAUAUUGCUUUCGUCUUUACUGGUCAAGGGGCACAAUGGUUUGACAUGGGAAGGGAGCUUUUGGCCUUCCCUACCUUUGAAGAAAGUCUUGAAACGGCCUCCAAGUAUAUGCAAGAGCUGGGGAGCUCAUGGUCUCUUUAUGAUGAGCUCUUGAAAGAUCAAGAGAGUUCUCAGAUUGACAAGCCACACUUGGCUCAUCCCUCUUGCACCGCUAUUCAGGUUGCUCUUGUCGAUCUAUUGUCCUCCUGGAAUCUACGCCCAACACGUGUGGUAGGCCACUCGUCAGGCGAAAUCGCAGCAGCAUAUUGCGCUGGCAAGAUCAGCAGACAGACGGCUUGGAAGGUUGCCUACUUCCGUGGCCACGUCUCCAGCAAGGUUUCAACCGAUGGGUCAAUGCUUGCGGUUGGGUUGACGGCCUCGGGAUUGAGGGAGUAUCUCGAUAAGGUGCACGCUCGGUUGCCUGGCGAACUCACGAUAGCAUGCUACAACAGCCCCAAGAACCACACCAUAUCCGGAGAUACUGCCAAGAUUGACGAGUUGAAAAGAAUUCUGGAUGACAAGGGAAUCUUCGCCAGGAAACUCAAAGUCAAGACAGCGUAUCAUUCAUCACAUAUGAGAGCCGUCGCAGGCGAAUACUUGGGCCUGCUGGGCGACAUGGAAUCCUCAGACGCUGGCAUUUCUGCGGACAUGUACUCCAGCGUCACAGGGGCUCGGGUUGAGGGUGCCAUAACCGCUCAGUAUUGGGUCGACAACCUGGUGUCGCCGGUGAGAUUUACCGAUGCUCUUCUAAAGAUGUCUCUAGAAAGCCCCAAGAGCUCACUGCGGGUAAAUACCAGCAACGGUGUGAUACAAGAAGUUAUCGAAGUUGGCCCCCACUCAGCACUUCGGAGCGCAAUCAAGGAAACUUUUGCAAGUCACUUCAACGAAAGCCAGGCCAUCGGUUAUCAUGCAGUGCUGGAUCGUAACAAUCCUGGCACCGAGACUCUGCUGAGAACCGUCGGUAACCUGUUCUCGCGUGGGAGUAUCGUCAACCUCGCUCUUGUGAACCAGGGGACGCUUCCGAUCCCGAGUGACGAGCGUCCCUCCAUGAUUGCCAAUCUGCCGCCUUAUGUGUUUAACCAUAGCCAGACCACUUGGUACGAAAGCCGCUUGAGCCGCAAUUAUCGAUUCCGCAAGUAUCCGCGCCACGACCUGUUUGGCGCUCCAGUGCCUGAUUGGAAUCCCGAGGAGCCAGUCUGGCGCAAUUUUAUUCGGAUCUCUGAGCAGCCUUGGCUAAGAGACCACGUUGUCACAGGCAGUAUUGUAUACCCAGGCGUGGGAUACAUCAUCAUGGCCAUAGAGGCUUCCAGGCAGAUCGCUUCACCAGAUUUGAAGCUUCUCGGAUUCCACCUCAAAGACAUCUCCAUCAAAAGUGCUCUCAUUGUUCCCGACAACAAAGAAGGUAUUGAGGUCAAGUUCUCCAUGGUUGGCAUGGACGAAUCCAGUCUUGAAAAGUCCAAAGUUUGGAGAAAGUGGACCGCGGCCAGCUACAAUACGGUGGCAGACAACUGGGUCGAGCACUGCACGGGUUAUAUCCAGACCCAGUAUCAAGUCACCCCCGGCCCCAUCGACGAUGGCCUCGAGGACGCAUCAGAGGCACUUGUGUCAAAGAAGCUGCUUCAGGACAGCGUCAAACGCUGCACCACGCCCACAAGCAUCAACUAUGACAACCUGGACACCGUGGGUUUGCAUUUCGGGCCCUUGUUCCAGAACUUAUCAGAAGUCGUGGUGAACAAGGGGCAAGGUGAAGUGUCAUCAGUGAUUACAGUGCCGGAUGUUGCCAAGGUUAUGCCCAAGAGCUUUCUCCAUCCUCACAUGAUUCAUCCAUCAACGUUGGAUAGCAUGAUGCACCUCUUUAUUGCUGGCGUACUCGAUGUCACAGAUAAGACUACUUUGGAGUCUCCCAUGGUGCCCACUUUUAUCAAGGAUGUCCGCAUUUCUGCUGACAUUGAGAACAGCCCCGGGCACCAGUUCCGAGGGUUCGGAGUCUCCAAGCUGACGGGAUUUCAGAAAUUUCAUAGUGACAUCACUAUCUGGGAUGAGGCCACGAAGACUGAGAGAAUCGCCGUCAGGGGAUGGUCGGGAAAAUCUCUGGGAUCAGAAGUGUCUUCCGUCGAGGCGAAGAAGCUGUGCCACACAAUUGAGUGGAUGCCAGACCUCAACCUCGUCAAGCAGCCCAAGCUCAAGGCAAAGCUUGCUUCGGAUCGGGAGAAUGAAGAAUAUCGACAGAAUGUCAGGCGCCUACAAUUAGCCUCAGUGCUUUUUGUCAUGCUUGCCUUGGAGGACCUGAAGGACUAUCCCGUCGGCAAGCUGGAAGGCCACUUUAGGAAUUACUAUGCGUGGUGCGUCAAAGUCCGAGAUGACCUACAUCAAGGCAUGCUGCCCCAUCUCGACAUUGCCGAAUGGAAACGAUAUAUGGAAAGUAAGUCACUGCGAGAGGCUCUCUUCAGUCAGAUCGAGGAGUACAAUGCAGACGGCCAGCUGCUUGUUCGAACGGGCAGGGCUCUAGCGGCGGUGAUGAGGAGAGAGAUUGACCCUCUGCAGCUGAUGUUCGGUCAAGACAACAUUCUCGAUGAGUUGUACAGAAACAUGGUGGAGUCUGGAAAUCUGCCAGCUCUCUUGAAGGCUUACCUAGAGAUUGUCCACCACAACAACAUCAAUCUCAACAUCAUGGAAAUUGGUGCCGGAACGGGUUCACUAUCCGCUCCUGUAUUAGAAGCCCUGGGCCCAUCAGCCGCCGACGAAGCAAGGCUCUUGAAUGACUCGGCCAUCGCCAGAUAUACUUAUACCGAUGUGUCGUCGGCAUUUUUUGAGAAGGCCAAGGACAAGUUCAAGAGAUGGAGAAACGUGCUCGAGUUCAAGACCUUCAACAUCGAAAACGAAGCUGCGGAGCAAGGCUUUGAGCAAGGCACAUAUGACUUCAUUUUUGCUGGAAACGUUAUCCAUGCCACCGCCGAUCUUGAAAAAGUCCUGGCCAACCUUCGAUCGCUGUUGAAGCCAGGGGGCAAGCUGGUGAUGCACGAGGGCAUUCGUCAAGAUCUCCUCUGGCUUCCACUAUCAUUUGGUCAGCUGAAGGGUUGGUGGCUGAGUGUAGAGGAGAACCGAAAGUUCUGCCCGUCCAUCUCUGAGGGAGAGUGGGAUGUUAUACUCCGUCAAGCUGGAUUCACUGGCAUCACAACGGUACUCACAGAUCGCGAAGUUGCCGAUAUUCGGGGACAGAGUAUCAUGGUUGCCGAAAAUAACGAGGUCAUUGGCGUGCAAGAUGCUAACAGAAGGGUGCACAUCAUCUCCUCGAAGGCGACACAGAGCCUGGCAACUGCUCUGCAAUCCAGAAUCACCAACGACUUCGGAUACAAGAACUGCUCAAUUGUGACACUUUCGGAUUUGUCGGGCGAAGAGCUGAUCUAUGACAUUUGCAUCUCUCUCGUUGAUUUGGAGCGACCUCUCCUCGCAGACUUCACGGAACAGCAAUACAACGACCUCAAUCAUGUCAUCUCGACUAGCGAUGGUGUGCUCUGGCUUUCAGGAGACUUCCAAAAAGAUCCAGCACAAUACAUGAUCACUGGUGUCAUCAGAACUGUUCGCUGGGAGCGGGAUCUAGACGCUCCCAAUCUGAUUACUUUGUCGGCAGCAGAGCCUCGGCCCGACGAUGACAUGUUCAUCGCCUCCAUCCUGUCCGUGUUCAAGCAUCAGUUCGUUGAUGAUAUCGAAGACGGCAGCAAAAACGCCGAAUAUUAUCUGAAGGAUCAUGAGUUGCUCACCAAUCGUCUGGUCGAUGCUCAGAAUGUCAACGGCUUUGUCCACUCCCACUUUGCUGAAGCUGACCCAAAGCAAAUACCACUUGGCGAGGCUGGCCGGCCUGUUAUGCUGGAUACAUCCUCUCCGGGCUCAUUGAGCGCCCUCCACUUCGCUACAGACCCGGUCUGGUCCCGCCCCAUGGGCGACAACGAGGUGGAAGUGGAAGUCCAAGCCGUCGGCCUUAACUUCCGAGAUGUGCUGAUCGCCAUGGGUGAACAUGUCGCGGCCUGUCUUGGAAACGAAGCGGCAGGCUACGUCACCCGUAUUGGCUCCAAGGUCACCAACGUCCAAGUCGGUGACAGAGUCGUCUACAUGAACGGACUUGUUGACGGCGGAUGUCUCAAGACCUAUGGACGGCAAAGCGCGGAUGCCGUGGUCAAGCUUCCGGAUGCCGUGAGCUUCGAAGACGCUGCCAGUCUCCCCUGCGUGUAUUCCACGGUCCUCAACGGACUCUAUGACAUUGCGCGCCUGUCCGAGGGCGAGACGGUCCUCAUUCAUGCCGCUGCUGGAGGUGUAGGCCAAGCAGCAAUUCAGCUGGCGAAUCUCGUGGGGGCAGAGAUAUUUGCCACUGUAUCUACUCCCGAGAAGCGAGAUCUGCUCAUUAACGAAUAUGGCGUGAAGAAGGACCACAUCUUCUCAAGCCGAGAUUUGUCCUUUGUCAAGGGUAUCAAGCGCAUGACGAACAACCGCGGCAUUGACGUUGUACUGAACUCGCUUUCAGGAGAUUUGCUGCGUGCUUCAUGGGAUGUUCUCGCUCCGUUUGGCCGAUUCAUCGAGAUCGGUAAGAAGGACGCCCAGGCAAACGGAAGAAUUGACCUCAGCCCUCUCUUACGCCAGACAGUCAUGGCAAGUGUUGAUCUGACGACCAUCAUGCACUACAAGCCAAAAAAACUCGGACAACUUAUUGCUGAGGCUGUUCGACUAUUCGCCGAAGGCAAGAUUCAGCUUGCCAAGCCUACUCGGGUUUUGAACUACACACAGAUUGAGGAGGCAUUUCGCUCAUUGCAGUCCGGCAAGAGUAUGGGAAAGACUGUGUUCAAGCCCAACCCCAGUGACAUCGUUCCGAUUAUGCCUGAGAAGCCAUCCCCAUUGCAGUUUGACCAAAGUGGCUCGUACGUCCUUGCUGGCGGCCUUGGAGGCUUGGGGCGGAGCAUUGCACGAUGGAUGGUGUCCCGCGGAGCCAAGCAUCUCAUCUUCAUUUCUCGAUCAGGAGCGGCGAGCGACUCUGCCCAGGAACUGGUACACGAGCUGGAAGCAGCUGAUUGCAACGUUCACGUCUUCGCUUGCGACGUAAGCGACGAGGCUGCACUAUCCAAGGUUAUAGACGAUUGUAAGGCUAGGUUGCCCGAGAUCAAAGGCUGCGUUCAAGGCUCAAUGGUUCUCAAGGACUCGAUGUUUGAGAACAUGUCUUAUGAAAGCUUCCAAGCAGCAUUGAGGCCCAAGUUCCAGGGCUCGUGGAAUCUCCACAAACUGCUGCCCACAAGCAUGAGCUUUUUCCUUCUUCUUUCAUCCGCGACAGGUAUUCUGGGCAACCGUAGCCAGGCGAAUUAUGCGGCGGGCAACACGUACCAGGACGCAUUGGCCAUACACCGGCGCUCACUUGGCCUCCCAGCAACGAGUAUUGACUUGGGCAGCAUCCUCUCAGUUGGUUACGUUGCCGAGAACAAGACUCGCCUCAAGACGAUUCCCACCAUCUCUUCGGUUCUGGAGUCCAUCCGUGAGGACGAGAUCCACUUGAUCCUCGAGUAUCACCUUGAUAGGCGAUACCCAGGACCAAGCCAGACUGUUUCCGGAUUGCCAAAUGCUGGGAUGUACAAGCAGCGUCGUAUGCCCGUACCGAGCUACCUGUAUCUUCCCAUGUUCCGCCACCUCCAGAGUGAAACGAGCACCGCGACUGAAGCUGUCGAGGAUGACCCCAUCCUGCUCGUCCCGGUCCAACUGGCGGCCGCAACAAAGGUCGAAGAAGCCGUCGCCAUCGUCUCCAACGGAAUCCGGCUCAAGCUUUCCAAGCUCCUCUCAAUGGCCGCUGAUGACAUUGAUCCCGGCAAGUCGAUUAGCUCGAAUGGUGUGGACUCAUUGGUUGCUACAGAGUUUAGGACAUGGCUGGGAAAGACGCUGAAGGCUGACCUGCCCAUGCUGGACAUUAUGGGAACCAGCAGCAUUCUCACCUUCAGCGAGAAGGUCGUCAGUCUCAGCAAGUUGGUUCAAAUUGCGGCCAGCAGUUAG
Molecule: messenger RNA, 7797 nt
Organism: Trichoderma reesei QM6a
Lineage: Eukaryota; Fungi; Ascomycota; Sordariomycetes; Hypocreales; Hypocreaceae
Product: polyketide synthase
Exons: 9
Coding region: 1-7797 (2598 amino acids)
Biological process (GO): secondary metabolite biosynthetic process; fatty acid biosynthetic process
Molecular function (GO): phosphopantetheine binding; 3-oxoacyl-[acyl-carrier-protein] synthase activity; oxidoreductase activity
Source: RefSeq, a predicted model, not a curated record